Coregonus clupeaformis (lake whitefish) is the source of this 3044-nucleotide messenger RNA. Its product is annotated as vacuolar protein sorting-associated protein 52 homolog. Gene Ontology annotation, molecular function: syntaxin binding. The record is from RefSeq and is a predicted model, not a curated record. The transcript is spliced from 19 exons. Gene Ontology annotation, cellular component: GARP complex. The coding region runs from base 156 to 2330 and encodes 724 amino acids. Gene Ontology annotation, biological process: endocytic recycling; Golgi to vacuole transport; lysosomal transport. Lineage: Eukaryota; Metazoa; Chordata; Actinopteri; Salmoniformes; Salmonidae.
AACAGUGUAUAUUUGUAUAAUAAUUGUAUUCAACAUAUACAUACCUUUAUUUUCAACAGAUUUCAAAAUUAUCUUUACUAAUUGUUUUUCCUCACGUAUACCGGGGACAUUAGGAAAUAGCAUACUACGUUUGUGUUUUUUUAGGUUUGGAGGCUAUGGCGGAGGGAGCAGUGACUGGAGCUGUGUCCGAUGUAAACACAGCUGUCAACUCGACGGUGAAUGCCAUGUCAUAUUUACAAGAUGAGAUGCAGUCUGACACAGAUGUCAUGGCCCCUCUCAACCUGGGUGACUUGGACUUGACCACAGACGAGUUCAUCUUGGAUGAAGUGGACAUUCACAUACAGGCUAAUCUGGAAGAUGACUUGGUGAAGGAGGCACUGAAAACGGGAGUUGACCUCAGGCAUUACUCUAAACAAGUGGAGGGUGAACUCCAACGGAUUGAACAAGCUUCCAUCAAAGACUAUAUCAAGGAGAGCCAGAACAUUGCCUCUCUGCACAACCAGAUCACAGCCUGUGACUCCAUACUGGAGCGAAUGGAGGGCAUGCUGAGCGGCUUCCAGAGUGACCUCUCCUCCAUCAGCAGUGAGAUCCAGACUCUGCAGCAGCAGUCGGUCAGCAUGAACGUGCGGCUGAAGAACAGGCAGGCCGUACGCAGCCACCUCAGCCAACUGGUGGAUGAGCUGGUAGUGCCCGGCGCUAUGAUCCAGAUAAUCCUGGAGAGCCCGGUUACAGAGCAGGAGUUCCUUGAGCAGCUCCAUGAGCUCAACAACAAGAUCAACUUUGCCAAAGAGCUCAGCUUCAGGGAGACUUUGGCCUGCUCUGACAUCCAGGACAUCGUGGACCGCCUCAAAAUCAAGGCUGUCGCAAAGAUCAGAGAAUUUAUCCUCCAGAAGAUUUAUUCCUUCAGAAAGCCCAUGACCAACUAUCAAAUCCCCCAGAACACUCUCCUCAAGUACAGGUUUUUCUAUCAGUUCCUCUUGGCAAAUGAAAGGACAGUAGCUAAGGAGAUCAGGGAUGAGUACGUGGACACCAUGAGUAAGAUCUACUACAGCUACUUCAAGUCCUACAGCGGCAGGCUGCUCAAAGUACAGUAUGAGGAGGUGGCAGACAAAGAUGACCUGAUGGGAGUGGAAGACACGGCCAAGAAAGGUUUCUUCUCCAAGCCCUCCCUGAAGAGCAGGAACACCAUCUUCACCCUGGGCCAGCGGGGGGCCGUGCUGAGCCCUGCCGAGCUGGAGGGGCCCAUCAUCAUCCCCCACACUGCCCAGAGAGGGGACUGCAGGUAUCCCUAUGAGACGCUGUUCCGCAGUCAGCACUACGCCCUCUUGGACAACAGCUGUCGAGAGUUCCUCUUCCUGACUGACUUCUUCAUGGUGGCUGGAAACUCUGCGCUGGACCUCUUCAACAGCGUCAUGGGAAAGACACUCAGCUUGUUCCUGAAGAGCAUGUCCACCUAUGUAUCGGACUGCUACGACAGCAUCGCUGUGUUCCUGUGUAUCCACAUCAUCCUGCGUUUCAGAGCCAUCACAACCAAGAGGGCCAUCCCAGCCCUGGAUAAGUACUGGGAGGCGGUGCUGGAGCUGCUGUGGCCCAGGUUUGAGCUCAUCCUGGAGAUGAACAUUCAGAGCAUCCGCAACACGGACCCCCAGAAACUGGGCGUGCUGGACACCAGACCACACUAUAUCACACGCAGAUACGCAGAGUUCUCAUCUGCCAUCGUUAGCAUUAACCAGACAUUCACCAGCGAGCGAACCCACACCCUCCUUGGCCAACUGCAGGUUGAAGUGGAGAACUUUGUCCUGAAGAUGGCGGCAGAGUUCCCUUCACGCAGGGACCAGCUCAUCUUCCUAAUCAACAACUACGACAUGAUGCUCAAUGUACUCAUGGAGAGGGCAGCCGAUGACAGUAAAGAGGUUGAGGGCUUCCAACAGCUCCUUCAGGCCAGGAACCAGGAGUUUAUUGAGGAGAUUCUGUCGUCUCCCUUUGGUGGCAUGAUAGCAUUUGUGAAGGAGAGCGAAGCGUUGAUAGAGAAAGGGCAGCUGGAUAGACUAAAGAAUGAUGAAGCCCGGAUCACACAGCUAGUCAGGGGGUUUUCCAGCACAUGGAAACAGUCUGUGGAAGCUCUGAGUCAGAAUGUCAUGAGGUCCUUCACAAACUUCAAGAACGGCACUGGUAUCAUUCAGGGGGCGCUCACCCAGCUCAUCCAGUACUACCAUGGCUUCCACAAGGUGCUGUCCCAGCCCACCUUCCGCAGCCUGGCAGUGCGCUCGGAGCUCAUCAACCUGCACCACCUCAUGGUCGAGGUCAAGAAACACAAGCCCAACUUCUAACUGGACACUUACAAGGGUAGAGACUGAGGAAUUAUGGGGAUGUGAUGGAUUAAAUGAAGGAGCUCAAAAUCAGACAUGGCCUGAUUGGAAACGAGUAGAAGAGUAUAUCCCUUUGCUUGUGACAUCGCUCCACUGAUCAAGGACAACGUAUUGCACGUGGGAACCUGUCAUUUGUGAUUUGACAUUGUACCAAUGUCAAUGGGUAAGGUCUUGUGUGAAAGUGCUACCUUUUCAUUCAUGGGUGCUGGGUUCUUUGCUUUCGGGGAGGGGAUAGGGGGAUGAAGAGACAGAAAUGGGAUGAGGAAAGGUUCAGUGGUUAUGGGGAUUGACAGGAGAGAUCACAGAAAUCAAAGGCUGUAAGAAGAAAUAGAGUAGAUGGUCUAUUCCAGACAGGGUUGCGCAACUCAGGCCCUCGAGUUGGUGCUGGUUUUCGUUUCUCCCUAGCACAUAAUUGAUCAAUUACAUUCCCAGGUAGAAUCCAAGUAGAAUCCAGUCUUUGGAUCAGAGAACCAGAGGUGUGCACCCCCAGUCUAUUAUGAUUGUGAGAGGGAGGAGCACGAGGUAUCAUUGAAGUUCAGUGUGAAAAGGGAAAGAGUGGUAUCUCCCGGGCCCUUGUUCUGUGUUCUCAUACAUGUACAGUAAACAAAAAUAUAAACGCAACAUGUUACGUGUUGGUCCCAUGUUUCAUGAGCUGAAAUAAAAGAUCACAAAAAG